Messenger RNA from Racocetra persica, 540 nucleotides. Lineage: Eukaryota; Fungi; Glomeromycota; Glomeromycetes; Diversisporales; Gigasporaceae. The record is from the annotation of a GenBank genome assembly.
AAUAUUAAAUCCGAAAAGGAAGAUGGCAAUACAGAUCUUAAUACUAGCAUCAAAAUUGAAGAAGAAGAAAAAAUCGGUAUAAGCUUCAUAGAUGCAUUUCAUGAUCUAAAAGAUCUUCCAAGAUUCCGGAAACGUUCAAACUUGAACAACGCGAAAGAUUCAAAGAAAAAACAGGAAAUUUUGACUAAAGAUCAAAAGAACCUGUCCACACAUGAAUCUAAAGACGUUAAUCGAGAUUCUCAACAAAAGAUUACUUCAUCGAGUCCUAUACAAUCAAAGAAACCGAUAACUAAGAAAUCAUCAGAAUCAAUCGACAAUGAAUCUGACGGUUAUGGUACUCACGAUACUGAUGACAAAUCUUACGGAAGCAUUCGUCGAAAAAGUAACAAACAGAGUACCAGACCUAGUAAACGGGUUGAAAGACCGAAAAUUAGUGACUGGGAUUAUUCAUCAUCUGAGUCAUCGUUAGAAGAUACUAAGAAGGAUUCAACAUCCACUAUUAGAAAUCCAUCACCUUUUAAGAGUGAAAAAUUGGAUAAU